Messenger RNA from Spea bombifrons (plains spadefoot toad), 1276 nucleotides. It is a transcript of the gene POU1F1, whose product is annotated as POU class 1 homeobox 1. Gene Ontology annotation, biological process: regulation of transcription by RNA polymerase II. Lineage: Eukaryota; Metazoa; Chordata; Amphibia; Anura; Pelobatidae. Gene Ontology annotation, molecular function: RNA polymerase II cis-regulatory region sequence-specific DNA binding; DNA-binding transcription factor activity, RNA polymerase II-specific. The record is from RefSeq and is a predicted model, not a curated record. The transcript is spliced from 7 exons. The coding region runs from base 113 to 1192 and encodes 359 amino acids.
ACUUAAUGUAUACAUGCAAUUUAUCAAGGUUUCACUUUAACAUCCACUACCGGUUCAGUAAAGUAAAGAACAGACGAGCCAUUCUUCUUUCUUACAUUUCUCUUUCGGUGGAAUGAGUUUCCAAGCUUUUGUGACAGCUGAUUCUUUUGUUCCAUUAAAUUCUGAUUCUUCGGCUACGUUUCCACUAAGGAUGCACCACAGCGCAGAGUACCUUCCCGUCAGCAAUCACACAACCAAUGUGGUCUCUACCGUCCCGUCUGUUUUAUCUUUGGUCCAAAUCCCUAAAUUUUCUCAUAUGUACUCCUCUGUGCCUAAUGUGGAAAAUAUGCCAGCAGGCCUGCAUUACCCAAACCCAUCGUGCCAUUAUGGAAACCAGCAAUCUACCUACGGGGUGAUGGCAGGUAUUAAACCUGCAACUCCAGAAAUGCUGUCUGCAAGUAUCUCCCAAACACGAAUUUUGCAAACAUGCAGUAUGCCUCUUUCCAAUGUUGUGAAUGGAGUGAGUACGUUGCAAGGGGUCCAUACGGGUAGCCUACCCCCUUGCCUUAUGAGCGCUAGCUCUUGCACACUGGGUCACGGAUUUGCCCCUGUGCAUCAGACACUUCUGGGAGAGGAUAUCACAACUGCAGACUUCAAGCAAGAAUUCCGUCGAAAGAAUAAACCAAUUGAAGAGCCAAUUGACAUGGAUUCUCCAGAAAUCAGAGAACUGGAAAAGUUUGCUAAUGAAUUCAAAGUUCGAAGGAUUAAGCUAGGAUACACUCAGACUAAUGUUGGAGAAGCGCUUGCUGCUGUGCACGGCUCGGAAUUCAGCCAGACCACAAUAUGUCGUUUUGAAAACUUGCAACUAAGUUUUAAAAAUGCUUGCAAGCUGAAGUCUAUCCUAUCCAAAUGGCUGGAUGAAGCGGAGCAAGUUGGAGCUUUAUACAACGAAAAAAUUGGUGGAAAUGAGCGAAAAAGGAAGCGCAGAACAACUAUUAGCAUAGCUGCAAAAGAAGCACUUGAGUCCCACUUUGGAGAACAAAGCAAACCUUCUUCACAGGAAAUAAUGAGAAUGGCGGAGGGCUUGAAUUUGGAAAAGGAAGUGGUUCGUGUUUGGUUCUGCAAUAGAAGGCAACGAGAGAAAAGAGUAAAGACGAGUUUGCACCAGAAUACCUUCAGCUCUUUUACAAAAGAUCACCAUGAAUGCAGAUGAAACACGUCACUACUGGACACGCACAUUUGUAUGUGUUGCUCAUUCAUCUGACAUUCACAAGGUUAGCAACACAGCCCAUUGGUC